Chinchilla lanigera (long-tailed chinchilla) is the source of this 1877-nucleotide messenger RNA. RefSeq names its product calcium binding protein 7 (gene Cabp7). The record is from RefSeq and is a predicted model, not a curated record. Gene Ontology annotation, molecular function: calcium ion binding. NCBI's taxonomy places the organism in Eukaryota, Metazoa, Chordata, Mammalia, Rodentia, Chinchillidae.
AAAUCCGCGAGGCCUUCAAGGUGUUUGACCGUGAUGGCAAUGGCUUCAUCUCCAAGCAGGAGCUGGGCACGGCCAUGCGCUCCCUGGGCUACAUGCCCAACGAGGUGGAGCUAGAGGUCAUCAUCCAGCGGCUGGACAUGGACGGUGAUGGCCAGGUAGACUUUGAGGAGUUUGUGACCCUCCUAGGACCCAAGCUUUCCACCUCGGGAAUCCCGGAGAAGUUCCAUGGUACUGACUUCGACACCGUCUUUUGGAAGUGCGACAUGCAGAAGCUGACAGUGGACGAGCUGAAGCGGCUGCUCUACGACACCUUCUGUGAGCACCUGUCCAUGAAGGACAUAGAGAACAUCAUCAUGACGGAGGAAGAGAGCCACCUGGGCACGGCUGAGGAGUGCCCCGUGGAUGUGGAGACCUGCUCCAACCAGCAGAUCCGCCAGACGUGCGUGCGCAAGAGUCUGAUCUGCGCCUUUGCCAUCGCCUUCAUCAUCAGCGUCAUGCUCAUCGCGGCCAACCAGGUGCUGCGCAGCGGCAUGAAAUAGGCCCCACUGGGACCCUGUCUGGUGUAUGCGGUGCCCAGGCCACUCCACACCCACUACUGCAGCCCUCCCCGUCUGCUGGCUCCCCAGGCCACCAUCCACAUGUACUUCAGGGCCUGGACAUCUGGUGACCCCACCUGUCUUGCUCCACCGGCCUUGCAUGGAGCUGUGGCCUGGCCGUGCAGGACCUGGUGGUGGCUCCAAGGACAGCCCCCGGCUCCCUACAUCUUGCCUGUGCCCCCACCCUGGCCUGUAUGUAGCGCUAUUCUUCCCACAUUCCAGGGUCCCCUGGGAAAGGAGGGAUUUGUACAGGGACCCCCCCAAGAUCCAGUCCCUGCUGUGGGCCUUAGUCCAGAGAGGGCAGCCAUCAGCCUAGGGUCACAAAGCCAACCCCAGUUCUGGUCUGUGAGGUUUGCCCAGAGCUGUGGGCAAGGUAAUGUUGACAGGGGACAGAAAAUCUCUUGGAAAAGGGUAUAAGGCUGUGGUCUCCCGGGUUCCUUCCUCUGACCCUCCAGAGACCCAAACCCAGCCCUCCCCAUGAAAAGCCUGAAGGUCCAAAGGCAUGAGACCUGGCCCCAGGUUCUCCUCCAACAGGGAUUCUUAGGCAAGGCAGGAGCUCGUGGAGGAUGGAGCAUCCCAACCUUCUGGGCCACCCCCAUAGGCCCUGGGAUCAAGGACCGUAUUACCCCCAGCACAGAACCUAGAGCUGUAGUCCAGCUGAGUGAGCCGCAGCCCGAGCAGCCUGUGUGACCCCCACCAGUCAGGGUGCUCCGCCAGAGGACCCGGGGAGGCCUCCGGGCCACGCCCUGCGUCAGGGAGCGGGCACCGCCCGGUGCCGUCAGUGCCAAGAAGUGUGGCCAAGCCACUCUCCUAGCUCAGAGCCUCCCUGCCUGUCCCCCUCCCACUUAUCUGCACCUCCAGGCCAGAGAGCAGCCCUUCUUCGGUCCCACGUGUCGCACCCUCAAUGCUUGGCACUAGCUCAGCAUGGGCAGACGUGGGGCUGCGAAGUCUGCCAGAGCUGUGAUGGCAGGUGGAGUCUUUGGGCACCUGUCAUCAGGCCUGGGGCUGCUUACACCCAGGUGACAGGCACUGCCACACUGGUGUACCCUCUGCCCAGCUGGCUGAACCUCCACUGGUCCCCGAGGGAGAAGCGCUGCAAGCCCCAUCGCUCUGGAGAGGACCUGUCUCAUGCAGGCCCUGUGCGUCCCCUGACCAGUGGCUGCAGAAUGGAGCUGAGAAUGCCGGCAGGGCAGACGCACUCAAACCACCAUGGGGACGAACUUUCUUUAUAAAUAUCUGGAAGUUUCCUUGCUCAUCUCAAGACAUCCCGUGAGGCAGGGA